This is a messenger RNA of Neltuma alba, 2887 nucleotides long. RefSeq names its product pentatricopeptide repeat-containing protein At2g15820, chloroplastic. The transcript has 2 exons. Gene Ontology annotation, molecular function: endonuclease activity; protein binding. The coding region runs from base 51 to 2519 and encodes 822 amino acids. Gene Ontology annotation, biological process: Group II intron splicing; photosystem I assembly; mRNA cis splicing, via spliceosome. Lineage: Eukaryota; Viridiplantae; Streptophyta; Magnoliopsida; Fabales; Fabaceae. The record is from RefSeq and is a predicted model, not a curated record.
GAGCGUGACCCCCAAACCUCAAAGACUAGCGCCGAAGCCCAGAAAGAGACAUGCUCUUGCAGAGCCUAGCUCAGCAGCUUCCACUUUCACCCUUCACUCGCUCCUUCUCCUUCGUCUCCAAUCUUCCCUCUGAACCUAAUCCUAAUUUCAAUCUCUUCUUCAUGCGCGCUUCUCCUGGCUCUGCAUUCGCCCUCUUUCGCGCCAUCUCCUGCAGCCGCCAUGGCCACCUCCGCCCCCACCGCCGCCUCCUCACACCUUCCUCGACUCUCUGCCCUCAUUCGCUCAUCAAAUUCCGUCGCUCUUCCUCGCUGCCCGCGUCCAGCGUGGAGCAGUUGGUGAACGAAUCGACUCCGUCUACUUCUGAGCAAGAACCCUGGGAUCUUUCUACUUUGAGAGAAACUGAAGCUUUCGAUUUCGACAAGUGUUCUGCAGCAACAGACUUGAAACACCUAUCGACCCCCGACCUGGAGGUGAAGGACUUGAGCGAGCUACCGGAGCAGUGGCGGAGAGCCAGGCUGGCGUGGUUGUGUAAGGAAUUGCCAGCGCACAAGGCAGGGACUUUGGUUCGAAUACUGAAUGGGCAAAAGAAAUGGAUGAGGCAGGAUGAUGCUACUUAUGUUGUGGUGCAUUGCAUGCGGAUUCGCGAGAAUGAGACUGGGUUUAGGGUAUACAAAUGGAUGAUGCAACAAAAUUGGUAUAGAUUUGAUUUCGCUCUUGCUACGAAGCUGGCAGAUUACAUGGGUAAGGAGCGGAAGUUUGCAAAGUGUCGUGAGAUAUUUGAUGACAUAAUUAAUCAAGGCCGUGUCCCAAGUGAAUCAACUUUUCAUAUAUUGAUUGUUGCUUAUCUUAGCGCACCUGUUCAGGGUUGUCUGGAGGAGGCAUGCACCAUCUACAAUCAAAUGAUUCAGUUAGGAGGUUACCAGCCACGCCUGAGCUUGCAUAACUCCCUCUUCAAGGCUCUUGUUAGCAAAUCAGGGGUCUCAUCAAAGCAUUAUCUUAAACAAGCGGAAUUUAUAUAUCAUAAUUUGGUUACAACUGGUCUUGACAUACAUAAAGAUAUUUAUGGUGGCCUAAUUUGGCUACAUAGCUAUCAGGAUACCAUAGAUAAAGAAAGAAUAACAGCAUUGAGGGAAGAGAUGCUACAGGCUGGAAUUGAUGAGGGUAGAGAAGUGCUUCUAUCUGUAUUGAGGGCUUGUGCAAGGGAGGGGGAGGUGGAGGAAGCAGAAAAGGCUUGGCUUAGACUUAUCCAGUCUGAAAGUGAUCCCCCCUCACUAGCUUUCGUGCACUUGAUGGAGGUCUACUCUAAGGUUGGGAAACCUGUGAAGUCUUUAGAGAUAUUCAGGAAGAUGCAGGAGCAACUAAGGGACACAAGUGCGGCAGCAUAUAAUAAGAUAAUAGAGAUACUAUGCAAAUCGUAUGAAACUGAACAAGCAGAAUCAAUAAUGGCAGAUUUCUUAUGGAGUGGUCUGAAGCCCCUCACGCCAUCAUAUGUCAAUUUAUUGAACAUGUAUUUCAAAUUGAACUUACAUGAUAAGGUGGAGCUGGUAUUUUAUCAGUGCCUAGAGAAAUGCCGUCCUAAUCUUGCCAUUUACAGUAUAUACUUGGAUUCUUUGGUGAAAGUCGGUAAUCUUGACAAGGCUGAGGAUAUCUUUAACCAAAUGAUUAGUGAUAUUGCUAUUGGUGUCAAUGCUCGAUCAUGCAACAUCAUUUUGAGUGGUUACCUGUCUUCUGGAAAUCAUGUAAAAGCUGAGAAAAUAUAUGAUUUGAUGUGCCAGAAAAAGUAUGAUAUUGAAACCUCAUCGAUGGAAAAGCUUGAACAUAUUCUGAGCUUGAGCAGGAAAAUUGUCAAAAAACCUACAAGCCUGAGGCUAAGCAAGGAGCAGAGAGAAAUAUUAAUUGGGUUACUUUUAGGUGGCUUAGAGAUUGAUUCAGAUGAACAAAGGAAGAAUCACAUUGUCCAUUUUAAUUUCGAUGGUAUUUCUGGUUGCCACCAUCUCUUGAAGAGUCAUAUACAUGGCCAGUUCCAUGAGUGGUUGCAUCCUUCCUCUAAGCCAAGUGAUGAUACUGAAAAUAUACCAGAUAGGUUUUUUACAAUUCCAAGCUCUUAUUUUGGCUUCUAUGUGGAUCAGUUUUGGUCACAAGGUCAACCUUCGAUUCCAAAACUAAUCCAUAGGUGGCUGUCACCAUGUGUUCUGGCAUACUGGUACAUGUACGGGGGCCAUCGAAGGUCAUCAGGAGAUAUUCUUCUAAAGAUAAGAGGAAGCCGCGAGGGUGUUGAGAAGAUAGUCAAUAAGCUUAAAGACAUGUCCAUAGAUUGCAAAGUAAAGAGAAAAGGCAGGACAUUUUGGAUUGGUAUUCUGGGAAGCAACGCUACAUGGUUUUGGAAACUGGUAGAACCUUAUAUUUUAGAGGACAUAAAAGAUUUUCUUAAAGCAGGCGAUCAGACGUUGGGGAGUAAUUCUGCAGAAACUCAGAACAUUAGCUUUAGUAGUGACUCGGACGCUGAUGAAACAGGAUGAAGCAAAACUGAUGAUUUUGCUUUGGACGAAGUUAAUUUUUGAGGAGCGACCCGUUCAGAUCAUGGUUUAUCUCUUGCAACAAAAACAUAGUUGAUUUUUCUCCAUCUUCAGAUAUUAUUUUGAUUGACUGCCAUGGUAGCUAAGUGAAGGGUUCCUUGAAAAUUUAUGUUACCGCAUGGUAGAUUAUCUUUUAUGCAUGUACAUUGCUGUAUAGAAAUUUGAGAGGGACUACAUUAUCUGAUUAAUCUCUGUAAAGGAAUUAGAAGUACUGUCUGGUUAUUAUUCUUUGCUGUGGUAUGGCCUCCACGGUUCAUGGUUCUGUAAAGGACUUAUCCUUUAAUGGGAAGCGUGAAGUUCUUUCUUCUUUG